Molecule: messenger RNA, 1641 nt
Organism: Daldinia childiae
Lineage: Eukaryota; Fungi; Ascomycota; Sordariomycetes; Xylariales; Hypoxylaceae
Product: ATP-dependent RNA helicase DBP8
Exons: 1
Coding region: 1-1641 (546 amino acids)
Molecular function (GO): RNA helicase activity; ATP binding; nucleic acid binding
Source: RefSeq, a predicted model, not a curated record
AUGCCGGCAUCUGUAGCGGAAGUAGCCGCUGCAUCCGCGUCUGAGUCGGACGAUCAAAUAUUGGACUCCUCGUCGUCGUCGUCGUCGCGACACCAAACCAUAUCCGAUGGAAGCGAGUUAGGAUCGGAAGUAGAGUUCGACUCACUCGACAGUGCGGUUUCUCGUAAGAGACGCAAGCUAUCUGCAGAGUUAAUUCCCGCUGUCGCCGAACUAGGUACAUCAUCCGUGAAUGUACCCUCCAGGAUCAAGCGGAAGAGUGCCGGCACUGCGCAGACCAACCCGUCAGAAAGUUUAUUAGCAACGGCUGUCCCUGUGAAUACUCCCGUUGCCGCCCCUGUGGACCAUCAUACGACUUUUGAGUCUCUGAGCUUGAAGCCAUGGCUUGUUCGGUCUCUUGCCAAUAUGGCAAUCAAACGGCCGACAGGUAUCCAGAAAGCCUGUAUCCCUGAAAUUCUCAAGGGUAGAGACUGUAUUGGAACGAGUAGGACAGGUUCAGGAAAGACGGUUGCCUUCGCCGCACCAAUCUUACAGAAGUGGUCCGAGGACCCAAGUUCUAUCUACGCGGUAGUAUUAACAGCUACCCGAGAGUUAGCCUUGCAAAUCUACGAGCAAUUCAAGGCGAUAUCUUCACCCCAAUCUCUAAAGAUAAUAUUAAUCACUGGAGGAUCUGAUAUGCGUCCACAAGCCAUUGCUCUCGCCCAAAGACCUCAUGUGGUAAUCGCCACCCCGGGUCGAUUAGCAGACCACAUCAACUCUUCCGGCGAGGAUACCAUAGCGGGCUUGCGGAGGGUCAAAUUCGUAGUACUUGAUGAGGCGGAUAGAUUACUAGCAGCAGGUGGGCCUGGGAGCAUGCUACCUGACAUUGAAGAAUGCCUAGGAGUCCUUCCACCCUCGAGCGAGAGACAGACGCUUCUGUUUACCGCUACAAUCACUCCAGAGGUACGUGCGUUGAAGGAUAUGCCGCCAAAACCCGGGAAGGAGUCUGCUUUUGUAUGUGAGGUCGAUACGCAGAAGCUUGCCGUCCCGACUACUUUACAUCAGAUGUAUAUUCAGGUCAAUGUUACUCACAAGGAGUAUUAUCUACAUGCUUUCCUCUUAACUGAAGCCAACAUCGAGAAGUCGCUUAUCAUCUUCUGCAACCGUACCUCGACGGCAGAGUACCUCCACCAUCUACUACGACUAUUAGAUCACCGCGUUACAUCUCUUCAUUCUAGGCUACAACAACGCCAACGUGUGGAUAACUUAGGACGAUUCCGGGCAUCAGCAGCACGAAUCCUCGUCGCUACAGAUGUCGCCUCCAGAGGUCUGGACAUUCCAGAAGUUAGCCUCGUAGUGAAUUACGACGUUCCUCAGAACCCCGAUGACUACAUUCACCGAGUGGGACGUACGGCUCGAGCGGGGAGAAAGGGUGAUGCGGUUACCUUUAUCGGGCAGAGGGAUGUGGAGCGCAUUCACGCUAUAGAGACUCGCACUGGUAAGGAGCUAGAGAAAUGGGAUGAAGAAGGGGUCAACCUGGAAAGCAGGUUUAUCCGUGAUCAUAUGAAGGAAGUGGGAGAGAAGAAGCGGGAAGCUUUGUUGAAUAUCGAAGAGCAUCGGGAAGUUGGUGGAAAGAGAAAGCGAAAGAAGCUGCGACUUGAGUAG